UAUUGUGAAAGCAAGAGUAACAGUCUUGACAUACACGCCACAGUUCACUCCAAUAGUCCGAUAAACGCACUCGUUUAAAAGUUCUGUGUUUCCAAGUUGCGAAUACAACGGUUAUAUUGUAAAGAAGUAAAGGAUUAAUAUUAUAAUUAUGCCGGACCAAGAACAAGAAUGGAGUGAAGCAUUAGUUGCGAUUAAAGAUUGGCUCAACAAACAACCUCAUCUGCCGCAUGAUGUUGAGGAUGUUCUAUUGCGUCGAUUCUACACCAGCAGUGGCAAAAGAAUGGAACGCGUCAAACGAACCAUGGAUCUUUUCUUCACCAUUCGCUCUACGGCACCCGAGCUGUUCCUUAAGAGAGACCCUUGGUCGCCGGAGAUUAGAAGAGUAUUUGAAGUCACAGACAUGUUACCGCUGCCGAACAAAACGAAAGAGAACUAUAAAGUGUUUAUAUAUCGCUUGAACAAUCCUGACUACGAUCUAUUCAACUUCGUUGACUCUGUGAAGACAUUCUUCAUGCUCGCCGACACUCGUCUCACCGAAGAGGACGACAUUCCUUCGGGAGAAAUACCCAUAUUCGACUCAGCUAACAUCACUCUGAAGUUUAUAGGAAAAAUAAAUCUGUCAGUUUUACGAAAAUACAUGCUGUAUACACAGGAAGCCAUUCCGAUAAGAUUGAAGCAGGUACAUGUGAUCAACGCGCCGGCCUACAUCGGCAAAUUAUUCGCUCUUUGCAAACCGUUUCUGAAAGCAGAAGUCGCUAAACUGAUAAAAUUCCAUGAACCAAAUACGGAUACACUGUAUCAAGAUGUGCCUCAAGACCUAUUGCCCUUCGAGUAUGGCGGGAAGGCGGGCUCUAUCGACCAGAUCAAGCGAUACUGGAUUAAGCGGAUAGAGGCGAAAAGAGAUUGGUUCCUGGCCAACGAUAAGAAUUGGGUCGUUGAUGAAUCCCUCCGCCCCAACGAUAUUCAGGAAGACAACAACGUAAAAGAUCUUCCCGGCUCCUUCAGAUCUCUAGCUUUUGAUUAAAAUGAUAUAUUGAAGAGAUUCAUAAGAGUAUUCCUAUUAUUUUAAAAACGUUAUGUCCAGUGUUAUGACUUCCAUUUCAAAAAAAAUCUGGACAAUUGGUUUCCAUACCUACAUGUAUUAUCAUGUUAGAUAACGUAUUCAAAUAAGUUGUCAUAAAAUAUGCAUCUGUAUUUUUCCGUAUUGAUCAUAUGAUUCAUCCGAAUUAUUUGUAGUUAUUUAAAAAAAAGUGUUUUUUAGUUUUAUGUAAGUUGUAUUUUUUUCAUGUUUAACUGCCUAGUGGAGAUUGUAUCUGACUAUUUGUUUUGUAAUGUAUACGUUAGAAUCAGUUUUAUUUUGCAAUUUCUUUGUUAAUUUAAAACAAAA
Melitaea cinxia (Glanville fritillary) is the source of this 1387-nucleotide messenger RNA. RefSeq names its product alpha-tocopherol transfer protein-like. The record is from RefSeq and is a predicted model, not a curated record. The coding region runs from base 149 to 1024 and encodes 291 amino acids. Gene Ontology annotation, molecular function: phosphatidylinositol bisphosphate binding. The transcript is spliced from 7 exons. Lineage: Eukaryota; Metazoa; Arthropoda; Insecta; Lepidoptera; Nymphalidae. Gene Ontology annotation, cellular component: membrane.